Molecule: messenger RNA, 252 nt
Organism: Lactuca virosa
Lineage: Eukaryota; Viridiplantae; Streptophyta; Magnoliopsida; Asterales; Asteraceae
Source: the annotation of a GenBank genome assembly
AUGAAGGCUAUAUGUGUGGUCGCUGGUGUGGAGGGCAUUAAGCAGGUGGUGAAGGAGCAAGUACCCAUCGGAAAGAUCAACCAUGGGGAGCCAAGUUCCGUCGUGGAGCAAACUCAAGUGAUGCACGCUUCUGUGAAAGCUUUCAUGGAAACCGACUUUGAUUCGUAUCUUCGCUUGGGUGAGCUCGAUUUGGAAGUUUUUUCCACUGGGGGAAAUUUCUUUCCAAAGGUUCGUGUUGGCCUUAUGAAUUGA